This is a messenger RNA of Dissoconium aciculare CBS 342.82, 372 nucleotides long. RefSeq lists its product as uncharacterized. The record is from RefSeq and is a predicted model, not a curated record. Lineage: Eukaryota; Fungi; Ascomycota; Dothideomycetes; Mycosphaerellales; Dissoconiaceae. The transcript has a single exon. The coding region runs from base 106 to 330 and encodes 74 amino acids.
AUCCUCGCCGCCAAUCUAGGUCCAUAGCUACCUAGUAUAGCUCCUAGGUAUUGUGUUAUUUAGAGCAGUGGUCGAUACAGAGGCAUCUAGCUAGCUGCUGCAGGUAUGCACAGUCUAAUCAUGCGAAAACUGCUACAUUUGAUGUCACCGCUCUUCGGUAUUGGUGCAGCAUAUACUGCUCGUCACGGGAUUUGCAGACUCAUGAUCAUCGUCGUAAUGCUAUACACAAAUCAUGUGAAAAUAGAAGACUUUUCCAUAUUUUAUGCUCGCCCGUGCUACCCAUUCUCCGACAUGAUAAAUGAAAGGCGACAAGAAAUGGCACGACGCUGAAGCCGCUCCUGACAUGUAAUAGCAUGUGGGAAAUAGAAUGAC